AAACAAACAUAAUAUUAUUAAAUAAAAUUUAAAAGCAUAAUCUUUAUUAUGACUAUUCGUGAAAAUCACAUGUGAGUAUAAAUGAGUAUAAAACAUUAUAUUAUCAUUAGACUGUAAAUGAAUAUUAUCCGUCAGAACAGUUGACGUUAGUUGACAUUUUUUAUUAAACCUAUAUUUGACCUAUAUUCUAUGUUAUUUAUAUAUGUCCUUAGAAGUAUCAUUUAAAUUAUAUCAAACGUAUUUAGUGUAUAUAUAUAUAUAUAUACGUUUGCAUUUACGAAGGAAUAUCAUUCUAAAUGUAAGUUACGAACACAUUGUAAUAAGAUUAAUAAAUUAUAUUUGUUUUUUAAGUCAUCAUGCAAAAAAAAUUACUUUUUGUAUUAAUGUAUAUUAAGUUUUUAUUAAUAAUUUCAACGGUCGCGAAAAAAAGCGAACAUACGAAAGAGCAAACUUCAAAGUUUAAACUGCCAACCAAAUACAAUCUGUUAAAAAGUGCAACUUUCCAAUUAGAACCAAAUGGAGAAUUAUUUAAAAAGUCGCUUUUAAGAAAUGCACAAGGAUAUCAAGAGGCUAUCAAAAUAUUAGAAGAUAUUGAUACAUAUGAACGUAGAUACAUAAUGAUCAAACAAAUUAUUAAGGAUGCAAUUCAUAUUAUUGAAGAUAAAACAUCAAUGCUAGAGAAUAUAAUGUCUAAUAUUAACAAGGGAAUCGUUUCAAAUAAUGAUGGUAUAAUAGAGUGCUUGUUUUUUAUAUUGGAGCAAACAUCUUUUUUUGGAAAUGUUGUUCUUAAUUUUCCGGAUAUUACUCGUAAAAUAUUAAAAAAUCAAAAUAAAUGGAAAGAAACAAUGAAUUGGUCUUUACAUUUUGCUAAUAAAAUGCAACAUUUGUUGGAUGAAUCCAUUAUUACUAUAAUUUCUUCAGCUAUUGAAGAGCUUAAUAACACAAGACGAAAAUCUGAAUCCAUAAAUUAUGAAAAAAGUAAUCAUUUGUCUAACAAAAAGAAGUUCAAGAAAGGAAUGUCAAAACAAAAAAAAGGUCCAAAAUUAAUAAAAUACGAUUUAUAAACAUUUUUGUGGUAAAUAAUAAAAAAAAAAGGAUAUGCUUUCCAGCGCCAAUACCAUGCCAUUUCAAUUUGAUUAAAUCCAGUUGUAAAUAAAGAUAAUCCAAU
Molecule: messenger RNA, 1168 nt
Organism: Vespa mandarinia (Asian giant hornet)
Lineage: Eukaryota; Metazoa; Arthropoda; Insecta; Hymenoptera; Vespidae
Product: coiled-coil domain-containing protein 134-like
Source: RefSeq, a predicted model, not a curated record